Molecule: messenger RNA, 375 nt
Organism: Symbiodinium necroappetens
Lineage: Eukaryota; Dinophyceae; Suessiales; Symbiodiniaceae
Source: the annotation of a GenBank genome assembly
AUGAUCAUGGGUGCAGGCAAGACCACGUGCAUUGCUCCAAUGCUGACUUUGCUGCUGGGAAACGACGGCCGCCUGGUGCUCAACAUUGUGCCAAAGGCCUUGUUGGCGCAGACACGGAACGUGAUGCGGAAGAUGUUUGGUCAGAUCCUGGCCAAGCGCGUGGUGACCCUGGAGUUCAGCAGAAUGAUGGGGCAGGAUGAUCCUUUCGAUGUGCAGUUGAUCAAACAGCAGCUCUUCGACGCUCAGCGUGAUGCGGCCGUCGUCUGCACCACUCCAGCCGCCAUCAAAUCCAUGUUCUUGCGCCAUCUCGAGCUGUUGCAGCUAAACCACCUGCACAUGAACACCCAGAAGAAGUACAAAGCUGAAAUGCACAAG